AUGUCUGCAAUAAUCACAAAGAAAGGUAUAAAGAUCGCUAAUUUAACCAUUGGUUCAAUUGCGUCAUUAGCUGCCUUUACUCAAUUAACAUAUUUAAUUUCAGAUUUUAAUGUCUUUAUGUUAUCUCUUUUUGCAAUUCCAUUGUCCGCAAUGAUUGUCAUGAUGGAAUUUAAAGUACCAGGCCAAUUAUACAAUUUUGCUUCAUUUUAUUUCAAUUUCUUAGGAAGAGGUGUAUUACAAAUACUACUUGGUAUCAUGGUAUGUCAUGGUGGUGCUUUAAAAUUAAUUUCUUCAUUCUUAUUAGUUUUAAGUGGUAUCGCUUACUGUUUAUUCCAUUUCUUACCAAUGGUUGAAGAACCAGAUUAUUUCAAAAUAGCAGGUAAUUCCCUAACUGUUGGUGAUGAUGAAUUCGAUGAUGGUGAUGAAAUUAUCUAA
Molecule: messenger RNA, 435 nt
Organism: Maudiozyma saulgeensis
Lineage: Eukaryota; Fungi; Ascomycota; Saccharomycetes; Saccharomycetales; Saccharomycetaceae
Source: the annotation of a GenBank genome assembly